Daldinia caldariorum is the source of this 2418-nucleotide messenger RNA. RefSeq lists its product as uncharacterized. Lineage: Eukaryota; Fungi; Ascomycota; Sordariomycetes; Xylariales; Hypoxylaceae. Bases 1 to 2418 code for a protein of 805 amino acids. The record is from RefSeq and is a predicted model, not a curated record. The transcript has 4 exons.
AUGGAAGAAGCACAACCCCCGUCUGCACCGGCUGCAUCAGAUGCACCAGCUACAACUACUACAACUACCGCUGCGACCGCUACAACCGCUGCGCCCCCUGCGCCUAGUCAAUCGCCUAUAGAGAUCCAGGCUCCGUCGUCAGCUAAUCCUUCAGCUAAUCCUCCAGCUAAAGCCCCAGCUAACCCCCCAGUUAACUCUCCAAUUAACUCUCCCCCAAACUCUGCAACACACUAUCCGAACGGGCUUCCCCGUAGUAUCAAUGGACUUAACGAUAAUGCGAUCAACGGUUUGGGACUGACGCCUAUGCGAGGGGGCUCAGCCAGUCCAAGAACACCUGUUCAACCGAUUGCGCCGUCCCCAUCAGCAACUACGCCGGUACUAGCGGCCCGAGCAGUGACAGCAGCCUCCGCGCCGCCACCCCAAGUUCCAGCUCCAGCUCCGGCUCGGGCUCCGGCUCCCAACCCUCCACGCCCACUUAAACCAAUGGUUAUAUAUACGCCUUCUCAGCCGCACCCUCAUUCUCAGCCACGUCAACAACAACAUCAUCAUCAACAACACCAGCAUCAACAGCCUAUACAUCGUCAGUCUUCUACAGGUGGAAUGCACAAGGUUUCCAUCGUGGAACCGCCAAGAGCAUAUUCACAACCGAGAAGCAACCCGCAGGCACCGAAUGUUCCUCCCAGUGCAGGCUUCCCGUCCCCCAGGAGAGAGCACCAUCUUGAGAAUUCUAAGUUUGGCGAUGACUUAUCCCGCCUCACCCAUGCCAUGCAGCAAUCAGUCCCCGCUGCGGUAAGGAGAGUCAUCCGCGAUAACUGGGAGAAGUGCCUUCUUGGCUCCGAGUUUCAUCACGCGUUCCUUUUGAAUGCCGUUAUUCAUCACUCUAAUGGGGUUAUUAUCCGUCGAUCUAUCAAAGAUUUCGGUGCCAAGAUGGUGUCCGAGUCAAAGCAUGAGAUUGUCUCACAUUUCUCAACGGCAGACCUUAAUGAACUAGCAGAUGGGAUACUCGAGAAGGCUAGUGACUACUUCCUAGAUCUGGCACUGGAAAGGCGGCUGAGGACUAUUGACGCGCGCUCUCUCAUCAAUGCUCUUGCGCGAGCUGAGCGUCUUGGUUACGAGAAUAGCGACAUUCUUGAUGAUCGGAGAGGAAAUGGAUCCAGAUUUAAUCCGGCACCUUUUAAUCCGGCACCAAAUCCCGUUGCGAUCACUCCCAUCUCGAGACAACAGCAUACGCCCGCUAUGCCUGCUAUGCCAGCCCCGACACAGGCAGUAGCACGUCCUCCCCCUCCUCCUCCUCCUACUAUAUUGCAAUGCCCACUAUGCUGGCGCAAGUUUGACCAUCCACAGCCCUACGAAUAUCAUGUCCAAAAGCAAGUGUGUACUAAAGAACCACCAAGCAAGGAAGGGUUCCCUUUCUCAUGCCAGUAUUGUGGUGCUGGUUUCAUAACCAAGGUUGGCCAACAAUAUCAUGUAGCCAAUCAUGUCUGUGGUGAUCAUGGUACUAUGCCAGCGACACCUAGAGGGCCGGCAAAUGUAGGAUCGCCUAUCACGAUCUCAUCAGGAAAUAAUAGCCCGAUCCAGCUUCCAUCUUCUGUACCUUACCCUCCAGGAACUCAGCAUGCCACAACUCCUUUGUCUCAUCGAUCUACUGCGGCAUCGACUCCUGGCUCUCUACCGAAAGAGCAAGAUCCUUAUUCACGCUUGAAUCCCGCGACGCGGGAAAGACUAGAGGAAGAGCUACGUCAAGCUGAAAUUACAUAUACCGCUCGCUUCAAAGAAGCAGAGCAGAUCCAAGAUCCAGCCCAACGGCAGCUUAAGAUGGACGGUCUCCAGAACAGUUUCAGUACGAAGCAGAGCAUUAUUAGAAAGAAAUACGGCGUCCGGCUUAGAAAUCGACGAACUAAGGCCGAGAUUGACAACGAGCGCCAGCGUAUGGGUUGGAAGCAUGGCAGCCCCGGCCCGAUAGAGGAUACUCCAAGCGCGAAGCGUCAACGGACUGACGAAGGCCUCUCUCGUCUAAAUUCCCAGGUUCCUCCAAGCAAUAAUUAUCCCGAGCCUAGAAGCAACCACAUACCUGUAGCGGAUAUGUCAGGGGGAUUAGGUGGAACAAACGCAACAGCAGCCACCAUCGAUCCUACGCGGCCAAAAUCCCCCGAGGAGCAGCAAGGAUCCCCGCAGAACAGUCUUACAUCGUUACAGCGUAAAGGUUAUCGCAUCUCGUCUCACCUCCCUCGAUCGAGCCAAGUCUCCCCCGCCGACACUACGAUGGAAGAUUCUACUACUCAACGGAGCGACUCGGCGUCGGUGCCCGUAGUAAUAGAUGAGGAUGAGUCUUCGGAUUCCGACUCCGAUGGGGAUAUACCCGCGAGCCUGCCUCCUCACAGAGCUAGUAACACGCCCUCAAGGGGCUUAGCAGCGUAG